Apiotrichum porosum is the source of this 2316-nucleotide messenger RNA. RefSeq lists its product as uncharacterized. The coding region runs from base 1 to 2316 and encodes 771 amino acids. The transcript has 6 exons. The record is from RefSeq and is a predicted model, not a curated record. Lineage: Eukaryota; Fungi; Basidiomycota; Tremellomycetes; Trichosporonales; Trichosporonaceae.
AUGUUGCAGCCUCUUCCACCCACAAAGGCUGAAGUAGAACGCAAACUGUCCUUCAAGUUACCACCUGGACCACGACCGGUUCCAGUACGCCGGCCAACAAAGUCUCAACAUUCGGGCAACGAGUCGGACUCGUCCAUCGCGUCAUCGUCGCUGCCCCCGCUCAACACGUCUCUCCCCACCUUUGCCACCCACUUGGCCACGUCGCCCGCUGCGUCGCCGGCCACUCCGCAUGCGCCAUCACACGGCCCGCUGAGUGCUAUUGCAGAACGCCAGGGCUCGAGCCUCGACAUGAACGACAGACUGCCCCCGCCCCCACUGGAGCCCGAGGGAGUGGAAGGAGACGACGGAGAGGCGUCAGAAGAGGACGGCGCUGGCAACGCGCAGCUCGAGAGGGGCGUGGACGGCGAGCGCGUGUUCAGGAGUGGAUUCCUCUUUAAGAAGCAGGAGAGGAGAAAGCAAUGGAAGAAGAAGUGGUUUGUCCUGCGGUCCACCAAGCUGGCAUACUACAAGGAUAACAGGGAAUACUCUCUCUCUCGCGCCAUCGAUCUCCGCCAGAUCCACUCAGUCGUGCCCGUGACGUCCGAGAAGCAAAAGCACCCUUUCGCCUUUGCGAUUGUCACGUCGGACAGGACCUUUUUCGCCGAGGCGCUCUCCGCUGAGGAGAGGGAGGAGUGGGUGCGCGCCAUUAACAAGCGCAUGUCUGAGCGUCAAGAAGACGAAACUCGUCGACGAGACAAGGGGGGCGAGACACACCAACAGCAUCAAUCGCACCAGCCGCAGCCGCAGCAGCCACACCAGCCGCACCAGCAGCCACCGCAAUCACGCGCCAUUGCAGUCCCAUCACCGUCUGGAGGUGACCAGCACCACCACCACCACAACGACGCCGAGAGCUACAACCUGGCGAGCACGUGGACGAGCACCUUUUCGACCACCACUGGCAUGUCCGUGUCGCCUGCGGCGUCGGCUUCGGGUAGUUUCUUCCACCGUGCCGGCGGUGUCGGCGGCGUUGGCUCCAGCGGCAGCGUCGGCGGUGCUCAAGCACCAGGCUCGUACCAGGCGCCCCCGUCCUCGUUCCAACCGCUCCAGCCACCACCACCGGUUGGGGGCCAGCAAGGGCCUCCGCAAAGCCCGUCCGCAGCCGUUUCAUCCCAGAUGGCCAAUGUGAAUCUCGGUCGCAGUCCAUCGUCGGCCACCUCGCCUAGCACCACCGGCGGCGGGGGCGGGGGCGGCGGCGCAGCACCGCCCAGUGCCGCGCAAGUGAACCGCCGCCUGUCCAACCCCAUCCCGGUCCCUGGUCUGCAAGCAGCUCUUGCACGAGGUUCGUCGCAACAACGCCGAGACCCGUCCACUGGGUCGAUGGACCAGCGCACGGGCGGUGCCUCGCUCAGCCCACCAAAGGGCGGCUUGGGUCAGCCGCCCCAGUUUGUCAGUUCCGACGAGGACGAACCCUACUUUUCGGACCCGCACCAGGCAUGGCCCACCGCCGAGCAGAUGCAGGAACACCGUCAGUGCCAGGCCACCCCUGCCGUAUCUGAUCCCAACAAGAUUAUCCUGGCCAUGUACCUCAUGAAGAAGAGCAGGAAAACGGCAAGGGAGGUGUGGCGGAAACGCUGGUUCUUCCUCACGUCCGGAGGUGUCACAUACACCAAGAGCCACAUGGACUCUCGCCCUUUGACGUUUAUCCCCAUGUCGUCUAUUCUGGACGUCUUUUCCGUGGACCCCGAAGACGACGAUGACGAGGACGCCUCGUCGGGCGACGACAACAAGUAUCACGCCCCACCCGCCCGCCACACGUCGCUGCGCAGCAAGCUCGACGGCGCCUCGUCGUCGAUGCAGAUGCACCGCUCGCACCCGCACGGCGCCAACGACAACCACGUCGUGCGCAUCGUGACCAACAAGCGGCGGUACGACCUGUGCGCGCCCAGCGAGGAAGAGGAGAUCAAGUGGAUCGCGGCCAUUCGCGCACUCAUCAACCGCGAGCGCGAGCGGCUCGCCCAGAUGGGCGGCGCUGGCGGCGGUUCCGGUGUCGGCGCGCCGCCCCUGUCGCCGCGCGCCGAGUCCAAGUCGCCCAUGCCUCCAGUCCCGACUCUGACGCAGCAACCGCCCACGCCCGCCGUCCUCCCUUCCAAGGGGAGCAGUCCCGGCGCCACGCCCACGUCGCCAUUGGCCGCCGCCGGCAGCGGAAACGAUUACUUUGAGCACGGCAGUGCGUCGGGCCAGCCCCAGGCGGUGCACGGUCGCGGGCGGAGCGCGACGCAGACGGCCAAGAUUGCCGUCGCGGACGUCGUGCGCAAGUUCCACGGCGACGGCGUGUAG